AUCAUGUCUGAUCGAACGUUUUCUUUACUCGUAUAAAUUUUGCUAUUUUCUUAUCGUGCAUAUAUAUAUAUACAUAUAUAGAUAUAUAUAUAUGUAUAUAUAUAAACAUAUAUCUGUUAAAAAAUCGAACUUUUGGCGCGUCGUACAUCGUGUGCCCAAAAUGUCUCUUUACUCGUCCUUGUCGUUGACUGUGUGGGUAUUGAAAAUUAUUGUUUCGAAGAAUAAGUGGUCCUUGUGUUUGGGUAUUGUUUCUUAACGUGUAUUCUUCCUUCACAUGUAUGAACGCGCGCGCGCGCGCGCGCGUGUAUGUUGUGUGUGCCUACGUGUUUUGUGUGUAUUAUAAUAUUUAAUUAAUAAUAUUAAGUGGACGAGUGAAAUGUACAUUAUGUUAAAAGUAAUCGAAAUAACGAAGAACGAUAUACCGUCCAAUGCUAAACAUCUUCCAGCGAUUGAAUCGGUGAGACGAGUGAAUCAUAAAUUGACAUAUAAUGAAUUUUUUCACACGUUUCUUAUUGACAACGAACCAUGUAUUAUCGAUACCGCGAUCACCGAAAGUUGGCCAUGUAGACAACAGUGGGUAUUAAAAGACGCGCCAAAUUUUGAAUUACUCGGUAGACUAUUCGGCCAAUGUUUGGUACCUAUAUCCGAUUGUAAAAGAAGAUAUUAUAAUUCGCAACUUAAAAACGAUAUGAAUAUGCAAGAAUAUUUGGAUUAUUGGGUUAAAUAUAGAAACAAUGAUUAUACAAACGAUAUGCCACUUUUGUAUCUGAAAGAUUGGCACUGUGCAAAAAUUUUCCCUGAUUUAAUUUAUUAUGAAGUACCCCAUUAUUUUGCAUCCGAUUGGUUGAAUGAAUAUUACAUUGCUAAGCCAGAAUUAGAGGAUGAUUAUAUGUUUGUUUAUAUGGGACCAAAAGGAACAUGGACCCCAUUGCAUGCUGAUGUAUUUUUUUCAUAUAGUUGGUCUGCCAAUAUCGUUGGUAGAAAACGUUGGUUACUUUUUCCACCAAAAGAAGAAAAUAAAUUUCGUGAUUCAUAUGGUCAAUUGGUAUACGAUGUACUUUCUGAGGAUCUUAAGGAUCAUUCUAAGUAUAAAGAGUACGAUAGUCAAAAUCUAAAAUGUUUUGACGUAAUACAAGAAGCUGGGGAGAUUAUGUUUAUUCCAUCGGGAUGGCAUCAUCAAGUCUGGAAUUUGGAAGAUACUAUUUCUGUGAAUCAUAAUUGGAUCAAUGGAUGUAAUAUAUAUACCAUAUGGCUGAGUUUGAAACAACAAUUAUCUUCUGUUAUGAAAGAAGUGGAAGAUUGUAAAGAUAUGGUUAAUUGGGUUGAACAUUGUCAAUUAAUGUUGAAAGUUUCCCAUGGAAUGAAUUAUAUACAAUUCUAUUCUUUUAUAUCUUUUAUCGCAACUAAACGUUUAGAUUUUAUUACAAAAGGAAUAAGAGUGAAUUCCUUCCGGAAAUACGAAUUUGGAAUUAAUCAUUGUUCCUUUGAUCUUACAAUGUUAAAAACUGUUUUGGAAGAUUUUAUUAUCGAAACUAAGGAGAAAUCAAUUUAUAGUUUGAUAUCUGCAGACGACCAACCGAUCAAUUUAUUAGAAAAAAUCAAUUCUGUACUUCGAGAUGAAGAUAAGUAAUAUCAUUUUAUAUGAAGAACGAUUUACUGUGAUUUUACCGAUUGAUAUCAUCGAUAUCGAUUAUCGUGACAUCUAGCGAUAAGAUUUUUGAAUUAAUUUUUAAAGUGUGCCCCUGAGGAUAGAUAACACUUUUCACUCGCGUGUAAAAAGCACAACGAUCUGUAAAUACUUUUAAUUAGAUAUAAAAAAAAGAGGAUUGCAAUAAAAUUUUAUUUUUUCAAA
Vespa crabro (European hornet) is the source of this 1852-nucleotide messenger RNA. RefSeq names its product 2-oxoglutarate and iron-dependent oxygenase JMJD4-like. Gene Ontology annotation, cellular component: nucleus; cytoplasm. The record is from RefSeq and is a predicted model, not a curated record. The transcript has 5 exons. Bases 377 to 1630 code for a protein of 417 amino acids. Gene Ontology annotation, biological process: protein hydroxylation; positive regulation of translational termination; negative regulation of gene expression. Gene Ontology annotation, molecular function: sequence-specific DNA binding; histone H4R3 demethylase activity. NCBI's taxonomy places the organism in Eukaryota, Metazoa, Arthropoda, Insecta, Hymenoptera, Vespidae.